UGGCUGCCACCUGCUCGGCUCCUCGGUCCCACCUGGCCUUUCAGAGGACCCAAGAUGAGUCUGCCGGACUGCAAACCACCUGGUCGACAACCUUCAUCCGUCCCGUCGCACUCUCCUGUGGUUCAGCUAAAUGUCGGGGGUCACCUGUUCAGCACCACACUGAGCACGCUCAGAAGACACCCGGACUCCAAGGUGGCGGAGCUGUGCGGCUCUCAGCCCAAAGUCAGCGCCGACGGUCAGGGACGCUACUUCAUCGACCGCGACGGUUCCCACUUCGGAGCCGUUCUGGAGUUCCUGAGGUCGGAGAAGCUGCCGACGAAAAACAUCCGGGAGGUGUAUACAGAGGCGGUCCACUAUAACAUCAAGCCGCUGAUCAAACGUCUGGAGGAGACGCCUGAGCUGUUUGGGGAGCUGGUGGGAAGACAGCAGUUCCUCUCCAGAGUCCCGCACUACAAAGAAAACAUCGAGGUUCUGAUCCGUAUUGCCAGAGCGGAGGCCGUGGCCGCGCGCCGCUCCACCAUCCUCAUCUGCGUCAUGCGCACUGAGGAGGACCUGGGUUUCUAUGACAACGCCGUAAACAGCCUGGAGGCCGGAAAGGAGUGUGCGGUGACGUUCGGGCCGUGGAAGGCCGAGCCGUCCGUCAGGGACCUACUGGACUGCGUGAAGAUGGACAUCGAGAGUCGCGGCUACAACGUCAGCAUCGAGGCGCACGCGCCCGAGCGCGGCUUCCUGUCCAAGAGCUACGACUUCUUCUACCAACUCACCUUCACCUGGUGGUGACGAGGCGCCCGCGAGCUGCCCGUGGGUUCACACUUUAUCAUAAUGAGCUGCACCUUCUGGUUUUCUUACGGAAUAAUGUUCAAUCGAAAUAAAAUACACCCAUCUUUUUUUUUAAAGGGAUUUGUUACACAAAAUUACUUUUUUUUUUAACUUUAAUUUUUGUUUCCAAUCCUAAAACCAUCCAAAGUGGUGAAUUUUGGGAAUAAGCUAAUGUUUGUUGUUGUUUUUUUGGUCUCUGGAAAAUAAGCCAUUAAAAAGCCCAACUCCCAAUUGUUAAAGUGACAGUAUGUAACUUUUAUAAAAUAUAUGAUUUUAAAAUAUUUGUAAAAACCAUGACUUGACAAUAGACAGAGAAUGUGAUAUAAAAAAAAAACAUCGAUCUCCUCCACCUUCUUUCUGAGCUAUGAUUAGUAUCUGAAGAAUCUUUCUCAUACUCUCAAGAUAUAGUGACAGUGUCAACAGAUAUUUAAAAAUAUAUAUUUGUUAUAAAGUUAUAUAGCAACAGCGCUGCGCUGUUGCCUAGCAACCCAAGCUGAGAUCCAGCACGUUUGGUCAGCUGGUUUACCACUGACCAAGACAAUUGUUUCGUCGACUUAUUCAGAAAUGACUGUCUGCAUUCUAGUUGGAUGCGCAGGAAGCUCCACUUCUGCUUUUCAAAGAAGUACGGUUGUAUAAUUGUCCAGCCAUUUUCAUGUGCAAGUGUAAAUGUUGAGAUUUCAAAAGAGAAUGGCCAGGUAAGCAGCUUAUUUGGAUUUAAAGUGACAAGAGGCCUUAAAACAACUAAAACUAUCUUGGCACAAAAACAUGAAGAACAUGUUUUGUGUAGGCCACAGCUUUAUCCAAACCUUUUCAAGGAAGCGUAAUUGGGUACUUGGGCGAUGUUCGUGCGAAAUGUUUUAUGUCCGUCGUUUUGACGUCAGUCCCACAGUCAUCCUAUUCAAAAUGUGUCGCUGACAUCACACAGGUGUUUAUUUCACCGCUUUGAACAUUUUCACAGCUUUCUGAGGGGAUUUCACUUUCUGCAGACGAGACUGCGUCAAACCCCGGACGCUGGGCAAUCCGUCGCUCACUCACUGAUGAGCCGAAAUGUGUGAAGAGCCAAAAGAUGAACCGUAAGCAGAGCAGCUGCCCCGGCGUCGACCACAUAGCAUUUAAAAGCUGCCAAACCACAUCCUGUCAGGAUGAGUGGGGGCAGAAACCUGCUGGUGUCCAACGGGGCCUUGAAUGCAUCACCCGCCUUUAUUCUAGAACAAGACAGCAGGUCCUUUAGGUGAAAGGGGAAAUCACAGAGUCUGAAUGUUGAUUCAAAUGUUUCAGUGGAGGAAAUAAAUGUAUCAUGGUGUCUGUUCUGCUGAUUUAGUGUUUUUAGAAACAGUUAAUAAUGAAUGCACAGGCUUUGAAAACAUACAGACACUUUGACUUAAAGGAUCAAGAAUAAGUGUCAUAAUGAAAGUUUUACUUUCCAGUCAAAACGCCAUCAGUGAAAAAUCCUGAACUGUUUGUAAAAAACAAACAGCAUUUUCACUAAAAAAGAAUCUGAAUGUGUUGCAUGUAAUGAAAUAAAGUUCAUCGCAAAGUCAAAAGUUUUUAAGAGAAAAAAGCACAUAAAAUAAUUUUUUUUUUUCUGUCAUAAUGGAUCCAAAGCUUGAACGCAUUUUCCACAUUGGCUGUUUUAAAUCAAGUUUAAUACAAAAAUAAAUCAAGUUUUUUUGGAUUUCAUUGAACAAGCAGGAUUUGGUUCACUUUUUUCAAAACAUUUGCUAUAUUAAUUAUUUAAAUAAAUAACUGUCUUGGUUGCAGCAAAAUUGCCUUUUCAGUAAAGAGACAUAGUUCUACACUCAAAGAUUGGUUAUGAAAACAUGUAAAUACUUUGUGUUGUGCUUAAAAUUAUGUUAAUUUAAAAAUAAAAAGUCUCCAUCUGCAUCAAAUGCCUUUUCUUGAUGGGACAGGGUUGCAGUUUGGAGGCCAUAGAAAAUCAGUCCAAGGGCCACAAAUGGCCCCCGGCCCACAUUUUGGACACACCUGCUUUCAUAUAAAACACCUCAAUCCAAACAUUUUGUAUGGAAACCAUCGAUACGGCGAUCUGAUUCUCCCACAAAGAAAAAUCCAGAGCUUGUUAGGAAAUAUUCAGAUUCUCAAAAAGCUUCUAAAUUGGCUGUUAAAAUGACACAAAUUCUAGUUUCUAGUUGAGCAGUGACAUGACAUAAAACAAUGUUUAAUAUUUGUUUCUAUUGCUAGUCCAGCAUUGCAGAUCCAGUCCCUGGUUGGAUUUUUGAAAUGAAUAAUAUAAAAGAAUCAUUUAAACCGGCAGAUAUGAACAAAAACAGCUUUGUGCCACUCAACCUGUUGAGUUCAAUAACAUUUCUGCUAAAGAAUAAACGUUACAUGAGAACUUCGUUCAGACGGUUACAUUUAUAUAUUUACAUGUUUUUAUAUACAGAUUUGGGUAGU
This is a messenger RNA of Poeciliopsis prolifica (blackstripe livebearer), 3231 nucleotides long. It is a transcript of the gene kctd14, whose product is annotated as potassium channel tetramerization domain containing 14. The coding region runs from base 55 to 780 and encodes 241 amino acids. Gene Ontology annotation, biological process: protein homooligomerization. The transcript is spliced from 4 exons. Lineage: Eukaryota; Metazoa; Chordata; Actinopteri; Cyprinodontiformes; Poeciliidae. The record is from RefSeq and is a predicted model, not a curated record. Gene Ontology annotation, molecular function: protein binding.